Molecule: messenger RNA, 1020 nt
Organism: Dracunculus medinensis (Guinea worm)
Lineage: Eukaryota; Metazoa; Nematoda; Chromadorea; Rhabditida; Dracunculidae
Source: the annotation of a GenBank genome assembly
AUGGGUGCGAAGGCUUGCAUUGGUUUAGCGGUGGCAACCAGUGCUCUAUUCAUCACCAUCACGCUUUUUUUUAUUGCAUCACUUUUCAACGACAUCAAUGGUUUUUACACUGAUAUGAUGGAUGAUAUAAAUCAGUUCAAGGUAAGGGUAAAUUUUAUGAAAUUCAGUUUUCCAUAUAAAAUUUUUUAUUUCAAAAUUUUGGCACAAGAUUUUGGGACAAAAUCUAAUGGUACUGAUAGAAAAAAAUGGUUUCUGAUGGCUUAUCUACUUCUAUAUUUAAGCAAAAAGGAAGAGCUCAAGGUGACAGAUGAAACAUGGCAUAAAAUUUUAAUCUUACGUAUUGGCUCAUCAUCAAAAGGCUAUUUGUCAGAUGGCCUUGAAAAUAUACUUACUCGCUAUAAACGUCAGACGUUUCCCGAACGUUGCAACUGCGAAGGCAGAAGAGCCAAAUGUCCUGCAGGCCCACCAGGUCCUCAAGGAGAUGAAGGAGAAAGCGGCCCAGAUGGCUUAGACGGGGAAGAUGGUCGACCGGGUGUUCCUGGAGUAACACUCGCAGCAACCUAUCAUAUACCAGGUGGAUGCAUUGAAUGUCCACCUGGACCACCUGGCCCCCCAGGUCCUCCCGGAAUAGAGGGUGAAAAGGGACCGAAAGGUCGUUGUGGCGAGAGAGGGCUAGCAGGUCCACCAGGAAAACCAGGUCAAGUUGGUCCCAUAGGUAAUCCUGGUCCACAAGGGCAACAAGGCCCCCUCGGUAAGCCCGGAAUCCUUGGAAAAGAUGGGAAAAGAGGAUCUGGACCUCCUGGUCCGAAAGGUCGUACUGGGAUACGUGGACCACCAGGAUUGCCAGGAAAAGAUGGCAAGAAAGGAACUGAUGGCGAACCUGGACAACAAGGACCAAGUGGCCGACGCGGAAGGGAUGGAAAGCAAGGCACACCUGGGCGACCUGGUUCACCUGGCAAGCAAGGCAUACCUGGCCCCGAUGCUCAUUAUUGUCCUUGCCCGAUGCGUUCUGCCAUUUAA